Oreochromis niloticus (Nile tilapia) is the source of this 2091-nucleotide messenger RNA. RefSeq names its product hydroxysteroid dehydrogenase like 2 (gene hsdl2). NCBI's taxonomy places the organism in Eukaryota, Metazoa, Chordata, Actinopteri, Cichliformes, Cichlidae. The record is from RefSeq and is a predicted model, not a curated record. Gene Ontology annotation, cellular component: mitochondrion. The transcript is spliced from 10 exons. Bases 146 to 1405 code for a protein of 419 amino acids.
CCGGAAGUUGUGUGUGACUUCCGGCUUCGGCGUGGGGCGCUUGAAUUGGGUGAAAGGUGAAGAAGACGACCCGCAGCCACUUUGUGCACAAACUGUGAUCGCUUCCUGUACAUUUCAACUCACCUGAGCCCACCUGAGUCCCACCAUGCUGCAGAACACGGGGAAGCUAGCUGGCUGCACGCUCUUCAUCACCGGAGCGAGUCGAGGAAUUGGGAAGGCCAUCGCUCUGAAAGCUGCUAGAGAUGGUGCAAACAUCGUGAUUGCUGCCAAAACUGCAGAGCCCCACCCCAAACUGCCCGGGACCAUCUACACCGCAGCACAGGAGGUGGAGGCGGCGGGUGGGAAAGCAUUGCCUUGCGUGGUGGACAUUCGUGACGAACGGCAGAUCGGAGAUGCUGUUCAGAAAGCUGUUGACGCGUUUGGAGGCAUCGACAUCUUGGUGAACAAUGCAAGCGCCAUCAGUCUGACGGGAACUCUGGAGACGCCGAUGAAAAAGGUCGACCUGAUGCUGGGAAUCAACCUGAGAGGAACUUACCUGACGUCUAAGCUGGUCAUCCCUCACCUGCUGAAGAGUCGGAAUCCUCACAUCCUGAACCUGUCGCCGCCCCUCAACCUGAACCCCGUCUGGUUCAAGAACCACACCGCCUACACGAUGGCGAAAUAUGGCAUGUCCAUGUGCGUGCUGGGCAUGGCUGAAGAGUUCAGAGGUCAAAUUGCCGUCAACGCCCUCUGGCCAAGGACUGCGAUUCAGACGGCAGCCAUGGACAUGCUGGGGGGAGAUGGCGUCGGUAAACAGUGCCGGAAAGCUGACAUCAUCGCAGACGCCGCCUACGCCAUCCUGUCCCGUCCGAAGGAUUACACGGGUCACUUCGUGGUGGAUGAGGACUUCCUCAGAGAGCAGGGCGUCAAAGACUUCGACCAGUACGCCGUCCAGCCGGGUCACCCUCUGCUGCCGGACUUCUUCCUGGACGAGACUCCAGAGUCACUGGUGGAGAAGAUGGAGCAGCAUGGGGCAACCCCAGCCUUUAAACCACCAUCCUCAUCAUCACCCACGCCCACCUCUGGAGGCCCAGUGGAAAGCACUUUUGAUGUCAUCAGAGGAGUCAUUAAUGAAGACGUUGUAAAGUCUACCCAAGGCGUCUAUCAGUUCGACCUGUCAGGAGACCACACUGGUGUUUGGUUUCUGGACUUGAAGACUGGCUCGGGCAGCGUGGGGCAGGGCGAGCCCCCCGCCAAAGCUGACGUUGUCAUGAAAAUGGACUCCAGUGACUUCAGCAAGAUGUUUUCAGGCCAACUGAAGCCUACGAUGGCAUUCAUGUCAGGGAAGCUGAAGAUUAAAGGAGACAUGACGCUGGCGAUCAAGUUGGAGAAACUAAUGAACCGCAUGAAUAAGGCCAAACUGUGAAACUGAAGGCCCCGCUCACAUGCAUACAGGCUCCACCCUCUUGCCCUUUGUUGCUGUACAUGUUGCCUUAAUAAUAAAAACACAUUAAGACAUCAAUAAAAUGGCAUUAAUAACAACCAGGGUGUGUACAAUACCUUCCUUCAGGUGAGUUCAGGAGGUAGCCAAUCAGAAAGCAAAUCAGAAGAAAGAAGCUCCUGGGCUGGAGCACCAAAAGCUGUACUUCCUCUAAUGUCCACCAGAGCAGUGGUCCCCAACCCCCGGUCCAUGAGUCGUUUGGUACUGGGCUGCGAGAGUUGAGACUCGGGUGUGAAAAUUUAUGGUUUUCAGGGUUUUUUUAUAGGUUUUUAUUGUUAACUCGGUUUCCCUGAUUAUUUUCCUGUGUGUUAUGAAUACAUUUUCUUUUUUUUGGUACUGGUACAGGUUUUAUUUUGUUGUAUUUAUCCGCGUCACCUUAAAGGCUGGUCAUGAAAAUACUGUCAGACAUAAACUGGUCUGUGGCGCAAAAAAGGUUGGGGACCGCUGCACUAGAGGUUUCAGCAGUAACUCCGUCCCUAUAGAGUCCACAUUAAAAUGUCCAACUUUACAGCAGAAAUAAACGUGUUUACAGCCUGAUGCAGAGACUGUUUUGGUCUAUUGAUAAUUUCCUCUCGAUAACAGCUGUUGUGACACCAGCCACAUGUCAGACA